Messenger RNA from Clunio marinus, 345 nucleotides. NCBI's taxonomy places the organism in Eukaryota, Metazoa, Arthropoda, Insecta, Diptera, Chironomidae. The record is from the annotation of a GenBank genome assembly.
AUGUUACGUCAAGCAAUUCGAAGAAUAUCUCCAUUAGUGUCAAGAAGCAAUUAUGCAAGAAGUUAUUGCAGUGAAAAGCCACCGCCAUUAUGUGAUCAUCACAAAGAACUUGUUCCACCGUUUUGUGAAAUUUGCAAACUGAAAGGGUUUGAAUUAAAAUCAAAUUGCACGACAUUCCACAUGAAAGCAUCGGGAUAUGAACCAGCCUGCUGUCCACCAGCUUGUCCACCACCGUGCCCUCCACCAGCUUGUCCACCACCGUGCCCUCCACCAUGCCCUCCGCCAUGCCCACCACCAUGCCCUCCGCCAAGCCCGCCACCAAAGCCUUGCCCUUGUCCCGAGUAA